This is a messenger RNA of Ostrinia furnacalis (Asian corn borer), 958 nucleotides long. It is a transcript of the gene purple, whose product is annotated as 6-pyruvoyl tetrahydrobiopterin synthase purple. Gene Ontology annotation, molecular function: 6-pyruvoyltetrahydropterin synthase activity. Gene Ontology annotation, cellular component: mitochondrion. The coding region runs from base 336 to 830 and encodes 164 amino acids. The transcript is spliced from 4 exons. Gene Ontology annotation, biological process: tetrahydrobiopterin biosynthetic process. The record is from RefSeq and is a predicted model, not a curated record. Lineage: Eukaryota; Metazoa; Arthropoda; Insecta; Lepidoptera; Crambidae.
AUUACAUUACAAAAAAGUAGAACAAGCAGGGAUUUAAGUAUCAUUGACUCAUCAGAAAUUUGCUCAUUGCUUGUAUUGUUUUGUACUAAAAAGUAAACGUCAGUUAAAUGUCACUGACUGGAACGUUAAAAUAUUUCUGCAAGCAGCCAGUCAGCCAGCCAGCAGCCAGCGUACAACAAAAAAAAUUACAAAGCCGAAAAGUGCUGAAAAGUCGUGUUGUUGGCAAGUGCGAGUAUUGUCUUCAUAGAAUAGAUCAUAGGAAUAGAUCUAUUACAUAUUGACGAGUAAUCAUCUAAAUUAAAUUUUAAAACCCAGAAUAAUUUGAAGAAACAGCAAUGGCCUUACCUAUUGUUUCUAUUACUAGAAGAGAAACUUUUAGUUCAUGUCACAGAUUGCACAGCCCAUUUCUAAGUGAUGAAGAGAAUAAAAAAUUAUAUGGAAAAUGCAACAACCCUAAUGGACAUGGGCACAAUUAUGUUGUGUUGGUCACAGUAAAGGGCCCAGUGGACCCACACACCGGCAUGGUGAUGAAUGUUCAUGAUCUCAAGACAUACAUGCAUUCUGCUAUUAUGGAUCCUUUAGACCACAAAAACUUGGACCAAGAUGUGCCAUAUUUCAAAACUGUGGUAAGCACAACAGAAAAUCUUGCCAUUUUUAUUUGGGAUCAACUUCAGAAAGUUAUGGAUAAACCGCAAUUACUUCAUGAAGUAAAAAUAUUGGAGACAGAAAAGAAUCACGUAGUUUACAGAGGUGGAUCCACUUAUCCUAGAAAGAAGUUUGAUAGCUCUACCUUACAUACAAACCACAAUGUAUCUUCUGACUCAGACUGAUUAACUUAAUGACAUUUUUAUAUUGCCAAUAAUCUCGAAUUUAUUUUUAUGGACAUUAUAAAAUUAUCUUAUUAUUGACGUUUAUAAGCAAUGUACCGCAUGUUAAAAUUAAAUCAUUCCAAAACAUA